AUGGUCGCCAUCAAGCCCAUCGUCCAGUCCAUCGCCGUGUACGGCAACGCCCUCGGAGCCCAGGUGCACGGGCCUCAGAACUCGUGGUCGCAGCACCGCGUCACCGACGCCGGCACGCUCCACGUCGCCGUCUCGCACGACGCGUGGGCCAGCGCGGCGGGCUGCAACACGCCCAACGGCGUCCACGUGCUCGGCGUCCACAACACCGAGACCAACCAGACGACGUACGUCGCCCCCGAGGGCCAGCUGGCCAAGUGCACCCACGAGCAGCUCGAGAGCUUCGUCCAGAGCCACCUCCACCCCAACGGCACCAUCGUCGCCGAGCACAGCGAGCUCACCCGGCGCCUCGGCGGCUACAACAUCAUCAACUUUUCGGCCCGCCUGACGGGCGCCGGCAUCGUCUUCAACGGCGCCAUCGGCUGGCCCGUCAUCGGCGCCGUCGUCGUCGCCGUCGCAGGCUACUUUUGGUGGAACCACAGCGACACGGACAAGUCGGGCAUCGAGAGCAUCCCGACGCCCAACCGCCGCCGCAGCCUCGACGACGCCUCGCACGUCGCCAAGCGCGCCGCACAGGACGUCAUCUUCGAGUACAACGACGUCAGCGUCAACGGCCGCACCAUCGCCCACUCGAGCGUCGACGACGACAAGGCCAUCGUCGACUUUUGCGGAAAGGACAUCGAGAUGCAGGGCGCUUCGUCCGGAUGCUGCGAGGCCCGCUUCGUCUCCGCCGAAAAGGGAACUCAGUUCGAGCAUAUCGGCAUCAUGAGGUCGGAUAUCAGUGUUAACUGCUAUUGA
Pseudozyma flocculosa PF-1 is the source of this 795-nucleotide messenger RNA. RefSeq lists its product as uncharacterized. The transcript has a single exon. Bases 1 to 795 code for a protein of 264 amino acids. The record is from RefSeq and is a predicted model, not a curated record. NCBI's taxonomy places the organism in Eukaryota, Fungi, Basidiomycota, Ustilaginomycetes, Ustilaginales, Ustilaginaceae.